AUGAUUCGAGAGCCGGGCUUAGUUAAUGGCGAAGAAUUACUCCGACAAGGAAAGCUUAAUUUGGUGGAUCUUGCUGGUUCUGAAAAUAUUGGGCGCUCUGGCGCGACAGAUAUCCGAGCUAGAGAAGCGGGAAACAUCAACACAAGCCUGUUGGCGCUCGGACGUGUAAUUAAUGCAUUGACUAUGGGUGCUUCACACAUUCCUUAUCGCGAAAGCAAGCUGACACGUAUUUUACAAGAUUCCUUGGGUGGCAAGACAAUUACUACAAUCAUUGCAACAAUAUCUCCAGCGUCGUCAAACUUUGAGGUUUAUUAUAAUUUGCUAAAUUCAAAAUUUUAA
Molecule: messenger RNA, 339 nt
Organism: Meloidogyne enterolobii
Lineage: Eukaryota; Metazoa; Nematoda; Chromadorea; Rhabditida; Meloidogynidae
Source: the annotation of a GenBank genome assembly